Messenger RNA from Paramecium tetraurelia, 714 nucleotides. RefSeq lists its product as uncharacterized. The record is from RefSeq and is a predicted model, not a curated record. Gene Ontology annotation, molecular function: hydrolase activity. Lineage: Eukaryota; Ciliophora; Oligohymenophorea; Peniculida; Parameciidae. The transcript is spliced from 4 exons.
AUGCAAGCAAAUCCAGCUCUACAUACUCCAGCAAAGAAGAAUUGUACAUUCGAAGUUGCAGGAAGACCUGAUGGCGAAGGAUAUUUAAGCCAGAACAAUGCUAUGUUUGGAAUUAUUGUGAUAUAAGAAUGGUGGGGUUUGAAUGAAUCGAUGGUGAAAACAACUGAUAAGAUAGCCAAAAUGGGAUUUUAAUGCAUCUCUCCAGAUAUUUAUAGAGGAAAAGUUGCCCAGAAUAGAGAAGAAGCUGGUCAUCUUUUAGGUGGAUUAGAUUGGGAAGGAGCAGUCAAAGACAUUGAAGGUGCAGCAAAACAUUUGAGAGAGAUGGGAUGUAAAAAGGUUGGAGUAACAGGAUUUUGUAUGGGCGGAGCUUUAGCCAUUGCAGCUUUAUCUUUUUCAGAUUAAAUCAAUGCUGCUGCUCCAUUUUAUGGUGUCUGUGAUUUGAAUACAUUCAAAUUAGAUAACAUAAAGGGACCAAUUUAUGGGUAGUUUGGGGAGAAGGAUGAAAUGAAAGGAUUCUCCUCUCCAGAUGAUGCUUAAAGAUUAGUUGAUGCAGGGUAAAAGGCUGGAAAAAAUAUAAAAGUGAAAAUUUGGCCAGGUGUUGGACAUGCUUUUAUGAAUUAAGACAGGCCUGAAGCAUUUAAUGCUGAGGUAGCUUAAUAAGCAUUAUAGGAAGUGGCUACAUGGUUUAAAUAAGUAUUUUCAUAGUAAUUGUGA